Molecule: messenger RNA, 1272 nt
Organism: Syzygium oleosum
Lineage: Eukaryota; Viridiplantae; Streptophyta; Magnoliopsida; Myrtales; Myrtaceae
Product: riboflavin synthase-like
Exons: 2
Coding region: 63-896 (277 amino acids)
Biological process (GO): riboflavin biosynthetic process
Molecular function (GO): riboflavin synthase activity
Source: RefSeq, a predicted model, not a curated record
UCCGUUUUCCUCCCCCCAACUUUCCCGACGGUUUCUCGAAUCUGAAAAUUUUCCCGAGAAAAAUGGCGCUCGCUCACUCCCUCGCUCCUCCACUCGCCGAAACCCCAAAGCUCCGUCCAUCUCUCCCGCUCUUCCCACCUCGCGCCACAUCGCUCAAAUCCCGCUUCGCUCACGCCGCCAUUCCCAAAUCGUCCUUCUUCUCCCUCUCCCUCUCCGGCCGAAACCCUAAGCCGUUCCUGAGGCCCCGCCGGAACCCCCAAGUCCGAUGCCUCUUCACUGGAAUCGUCGAGGAAAUGGGCCGCGUCGAGCAGCUGGGCCAGGCCGACGGCGGUUUCGUCAUGAGGAUCGGCGCGAAGGCCGUCCUUGAGGGCGUCAGCCUCGGCGACAGCAUCGCCGUCAACGGGGCGUGCCUCACCGUCACCGAGUUCGACGCCGCCGGGUUCGCGGUCGGGCUGUCCCCGGAGACGCUGCGGAGGACGUCCCUGGUCGAGCUCGGGGCGGGGUCGAUGGUGAACCUGGAGCGGGCGGUGCAGCCGACGAGCCGAAUGGGCGGGCACUUCGUGCAGGGCCACGUGGACGGGACCGGGGAGAUCGUGUCGAUGGAGCCGGAGGCCGACUCGCUGUGGGUGAAGGUGAGGGCGGGGAAGGAGCUGCUGCGGUACGUGGUGCCCAAGGGGUUCAUCGCCGUCGACGGGGCGAGCCUGACGGUGGUGGACGUGUUCGAUGGGGAGGGUUGCUUCAAUUUCAUGCUGGUGGCGUAUACGCAGCAGAAGGUGGUCAUCCCCAUGAAGAGAGUUGGGCAGAAGGUGAAUUUGGAGGUGGACAUACUGGGGAAGUACGUGGAGAGGCUUCUCAGCAGCGGGUUCGUCGAUUCGAUGAAGGCUUCUCGAUCGUGAAGGGAUGACUAUGGUCGGCUGCUACUGAAAAGUUUGUUUCUCUGUUGUUAGUGUUGCUGUAGAACUGGGCUUGGAGUUUUAUCUGCUGUGAAAUAAACGAUUUCAAGGCUUGACAUGGAUUUUUCAGGCAGCUGCCUCAAUCCUUACUGUUUCAAAUGCUUGUGCCUCGUCUCCACAAGAUUCCAAUCAAGUUAACCUCUGCUGAAUUUAGUCUGUGGUUAGCGUUCAUCUAAUGGGUAAGCAAGAAUUGGCCCGGUGGUGACAUUUUUGUAUGAGAUGCACCUUUUAAGAGAGUCAAAAUUGUUCCAAUGACAUUGAUAGAAAUAAGAAUAAAUUAACAGGGGCCCUGCAGUACCCACUUAAUGCUUCUGUUCAA